This is a messenger RNA of Ipomoea nil (Japanese morning glory), 890 nucleotides long. RefSeq names its product LOB domain-containing protein 16-like. NCBI's taxonomy places the organism in Eukaryota, Viridiplantae, Streptophyta, Magnoliopsida, Solanales, Convolvulaceae. Gene Ontology annotation, cellular component: nucleus. The transcript is spliced from 2 exons. Bases 127 to 789 code for a protein of 220 amino acids. Gene Ontology annotation, biological process: positive regulation of DNA-templated transcription; hormone-mediated signaling pathway. The record is from RefSeq and is a predicted model, not a curated record.
ACCAUUUCCUCCCACGCCCACGGCUGCCUUAUUUAGCCCCACCUUCACUUCACUCUUCCAAAACCUUUUUUGUUCAAAACCCACUCUUUUUUUGUACCCAAAUUUUGUUUCUUUUUACCUAUAUAUAUGGCUGCCGCCGGGUCUCCAUGCGGUGCGUGCAAGUUCCUCCGGCGAAAGUGCGCCGCCGACUGCAUAUUCGCGCCGUAUUUUUGCUCCGACCAAGGCCCGGCCAGAUUCGCCGCCAUCCAUAAGGUGUUUGGCGCCAGUAACGUGUCCAAAAUGUUAAUGCAAGUUUCGGUUCAUGAACGGUGCGAUGCGGUUGUCACCAUUGAUUAUGAAGCUCGAGCCAGGAUCAAAGAUCCUGUCUAUGGCUGCGUCGCCCAUAUCUUUGCCUUGCAACAACAGGUGGUGAGUUUACAAGCUCAGCUGAUGCAAGUGAAGGCUCAACUAGCUCAAACUUUGAUGACCAGCAACACAAGUGCCGCCGGAAACCACCAGUCGUGGCCGAGUUACACGGCGGCUGGCGGCGGCGCAGGGGGUUUUCCGGCGUCCGUGAACUCGGCAGGGUCGCCGCAGAGCUCCAUGGAUUCGUUGGAGGGUUAUUACAGUGAAGGGGUAGGGUUAGUGAAGCAAGAAAUGGCGGCGGCGAUGCUGCAAAACUGCAGGGAUAAUGAAGAUUACUGUUGUUAUUAUGGUGGUAAUAAUAAUAUUAAUGGCAGUAGGAAGAGAGUUUCACAGACUGAUUUGGGUGAGCUUCAAGCUUUGGCUCUUAGGAUGAUGAGAAAUUGAGAGACAUAAUAAUGGGUUUAAUUUGGGGUAUACUUUAAUUUGAUGGAUGGUAAUUAACUUACACUUUUCUAUUUAGAUAAUAAAUUUGAUUGCUUCCAAAA